AUGGUCGAAGCGGACCUGAAUGAUCCAGAGUCCCUUGAUCUUGCCUUCAAAGGGGCGACUGUGAUCUAUGGAGUCACCGAUUUCUGGAGACCUCUGAGCGACCCAGAACUUACAAAAAACGUCAACCCAGGACAAUGUCUGAGCAAGUGGGCUUAUGAGUACGAGUUGCAGCAAGGCAAGAACAUAUUUGAUGCAGCAGCCAAAGUUAGUGGCUUGGAACGUUUGAUCUUCUCGACAAUAGCCGAUGUUGCCGAGCAUAGCGAAGGAAAGUAUACGAGAGCAUAUCAUGCUGAUAGCAAAGCCCAUGCAGAGCAAUAUGGCAGACGAAAGUAUCCUCAACUUUGGAAUAAGACGAAUACGAUCCAGAUCGGUGUCUACCUCUCGAACUUUGCAGAGCUCUCAACCGAGAUGCCCAAAAAGCAAGCAGAUGGAAGCUUCAGUUUCAUCAACCAGUUCACUGCCGAGACUGGUCUUCCUUUCAUAGCAGCUGACGAAGAUACGGGCCCUCUCGUGAAAUCAUUGUUGGGGGAACCUGCGGGAACCAAAUUGAUGGGCUAUCGAGCCUGGAUGACAUUUGGAGACUUCGUCAAGACCUGGAGCAGGGUUCUGGAUGUCCAAGCACAAGUUGUCACAUUGCCCAUCGAAGAGAUAUUAAAGGGCACGCCGGGAGACUUGGAGCCGGACGUCAGAGAGAUGCUGGCGCAGGGAAUGGCUAACAUGACGGAGUUUGGAUACAAGUUAAGGGAGGAUCCGGAAUUGAUGCAACCUUCAGCUACGAGUCUCACGACCGUCAAAGACUUACACGACAAACUUGAAAUGCCUCCAAGUAAAUUUCACGACUCAGAACUCGCCACUGAAGAGCAAGAGAUCCUUGAGCAUUACAAAGAAUGGAUUCGCUUCAACCACACGGAUUUUGGAAACAAAGAACGAGCAAAAUCAUUUUAUGACAUACCAGAAACGAGAUUCUUCGACCUGAUGAAACAAAUCCCACGGCGAGGGUUUGGCCCGCAUUACGAUAGCAUAGAUGUAUACUACGAUGAUUCACACCUUGCCAUCAAAGAUAUGGAGAUCACGGCUGUCUCCAAGGAUUUUGGUUAUGUAACAACGAUCCAGCGGUAUUGGGGCACCGGCACUGAUGGCAAAGAGUUCUCUUUCACUUUCCGGAUGACAAGUCUGCUGAGAAAGAUUGAUGGCCAGUGGAAAUGGAUUCACGAACAUGUGUCGUUCCCCGUAGAUCUAGAGAACGGGAAAGGAGACUUGACAUGCGGGACUGGCACUGCUGGAAAGCCUGAUAUGCAAUAA
Messenger RNA from Exophiala oligosperma, 1302 nucleotides. RefSeq lists its product as uncharacterized. The record is from RefSeq and is a predicted model, not a curated record. Lineage: Eukaryota; Fungi; Ascomycota; Eurotiomycetes; Chaetothyriales; Herpotrichiellaceae. The coding region runs from base 1 to 1302 and encodes 433 amino acids. The transcript is spliced from 4 exons.